AUGGAAUCUGGAAUAUUGAUUAUGAAUAUAAUAAUUAUGAUAUUAGUAACUGAUAAAGUUAAUGGUGCUUGGAAUUAUCGAAGAUUUGGUCCCGAUGUUUGGAGUAAAACUUAUCCACAAUGUGCUGGUAAUAGUCAAUCACCAAUUAAUAUUAAAACAGCAUUUACCAUUCAGAAAAAUUUUAAUCCAUUUAAUUUCACAUCGAACUACAAUGAAGAAUUUAAUUUUACUCUAAGUAAUGAUGGACAUACAAUGGUAGUUACUUACAAUGGUCCUAAAUUAUUACUUAAUGGAGCAGAUUUAAAUGGAAAUUAUCAAUUUGUUAACUUUCAUCUUCACUGGGGACCAAAUGAAAAUGUUGGAAGUGAACAUCAAGUAAAUGGUAUCAAGUAUACAGGUGAAAGUCAUUUUGUUUAUGAAGACUUUGAAACACAUCAAAUAGCUGUAUUAGCUUUUUUGAUGAAAAGUCAACCUUAUUUAAUUAAUAAAAAAUAUAAAAAAAUUUAUGAUGAUGAAUAUUUAACGACAAAUCAAUGGUACAAAUAUUUUGAUGCAUCACAAAAUUUAGUGCAAGAAAAUGAUUCUGUAACAAUUGAAUUAAAUUUACCAUUACUCAUGGGAAAUAAUUUGAUUGAUUUUUGGAGAUAUAACGGGUCAUUAACUGUCCCACCUUGCACUGAGAAUGUGAUUUUGGACUGUAUUUAA
Messenger RNA from Rotaria socialis, 705 nucleotides. The record is from the annotation of a GenBank genome assembly. NCBI's taxonomy places the organism in Eukaryota, Metazoa, Rotifera, Eurotatoria, Philodinida, Philodinidae.